AUGGAACAGUGGCAGUCACCAUACUCGGACGCUGCUGGCGCGUCUCGACGUUACAACAGCGGCGUCAGCAACAGCAACAGCAUCGGCCAGGGCCACAACCAUUUGUCGCGGGACUUCAAUGGUCAGCAACAACAGCACCUGAACCAACAACAACACCAUCAACAACAGCAGCAGCAGCACCACCACACGCCACAGCCGCCCAUCGCAUUCAAGUACGAUCAGUACCCGAGCUCGCAGCAGUCGCAGAUUUACCACCAGCAACAACAGCAGCAUCACCACCACAACCAGCAGCAACAGCAACAGCAGCCGCACCAACAACAACAUCAUCAUCACAUCCCGAGUCUCAAUCCUGCCACGUCCCCAAUUGCCACGCCGCAGAUACGAGACGGCAACGGCGACGUCGCCAUGUCGGACGCUCACGAUCAAUACUCUGGCAUGAAGUACCCAAUGCGGCCCCACCACCAAGCCCACCUCAGCGCCGGCGCCCGUCCCUCGAACCUGCACUCUCCUCAAGAGUCGUCUGCUGCAGCUCAAAGGUAUUCGCCCAUGGAGGUCAUGUCGCCUACAUCGCCUUACUCCCCUUACACGCCGAAGUCAUCGUCGGCCGCUGGCGGUAGCCACUUCUCCAACUUGCCCCCGCAGCAGCGUCAAUCGCCCACGCGUGGUGCUUCCGACUAUGGGAACUCCCUGCACAGCCCGUACCCUCCACAGAGCCCAUACUACCCGAGUCGUCAGUCAUCCCAGUCUCAAGGUCACUCUCAAUCGGGCUCGCAGCAGCUGCCGCCAAUUUCGCCGCACACGGGCGCCUACGACGGUUUCUCCCUUUCUGCCACCACCCCCACGACCGAGUCGCUUUAUCCCCCAGACCCCAAGUCGCCGAGGCGUGUCAUGCCUCAGCCGACCUAUUCUGCCCCUCAGCCGGUCCCCGAGCUCAAGAAGCUGCGGGCCUUGUCGGAUCUGCGACCCAAAGUCAGCGCGCAACCGCCUUUCCGGCGGGCCAACCCCGAGGGUGGGUUCAUAAGCCCUUUGCAAGCUUUGACUGUUCAUCUGCCUGCGACAUACAGGAUUUGCAACCCGAGCUUCAAGUACGAGUCAUCACGCAACCCGCGUCGGGUUCUUACCAAGCCUAGCAAGGGUACCAAGAACGACGGGUAUGAUAAUGAGGACAGCGAUUACAUCCUCUACGUCAAUGAUAUUCUUGGAUCCGAGGAAGCUGGACACAAGAAUCGAUAUCUGAUUUUGGACGUGUUGGGCCAAGGAACAUUCGGUCAGGUGGUAAAAUGUCAGAACCUGAAGACGCAAGAGGUCGUCGCCGUCAAAGUGAUCAAAAACCGCACCGCCUACUUCAACCAGUCCAUGAUGGAGGUCUCAGUACUCGAUCUGCUCAACACGAAGCUCGACAAGAACGACGAUCACCAUCUUCUGCGACUAAAGGACACAUUCAUUCAUAGACAACAUCUUUGCCUAGUGUUUGAGCUACUCAGUGUGAAUCUUUACGAGCUGAUCAAGCAAAACCAGUUCAGAGGCCUUAGUACGACACUUGUCCGUGUCUUUGCACAGCAAUUACUCAACGGCCUUGCACUUCUCAACAAGGCGCGGCUGAUACAUUGCGAUCUCAAGCCCGAAAACAUCUUGCUGAAGAAUCUCGAGAGCCCCAUCAUCAAGAUUAUCGACUUCGGCUCGGCUUGCGAUGAACGGCAAACAGUCUACACUUACAUUCAGUCGAGAUUCUACCGAUCUCCUGAGGUUCUUCUGGGGUUGCCAUACUCGUCUGCCAUCGACAUGUGGUCGCUCGGCUGUAUUGUGGUGGAGCUGUUUCUUGGACUGCCGCUCUUCCCUGGAUCGUCCGAAUACAACCAGGUAUCCCGGAUCGUUGAGAUGCUAGGCAACCCUCCCAACUGGAUGCUCGAAAUGGGCAAACAGUCUGGGGAGUUCUUUGAGAAGCGGCAGGAUGAAUUCGGGAGGCGAACAUAUCAGCUGAAGAGCAUGGAGCAGUACUCGAAAGAGCACGGCACCAAGGAACAGCCGAGCAAGAAAUACUUCCAGGCCAACACUCUACCAGAAAUUAUCAAAACAUAUCCGAUGCCACGGAAGAACAUGAAGCAGAGCGAGAUUGACAGAGAAAUGAACAACAGGAUUGCGUUCAUCGACUUUGUCAGGGGGCUGCUCACUAUUAACCCCUUGGAAAGAUGGUCUCCUCAACAAGCAAAGCUUCACCCUUUCAUCACUCAGCAGAAGUACACAGGGCCGUUUGUUCCGCCCAUGAAUCUGAAGUCAAGCUCCCUCAACCGAUCCCCGGCGCCUGGGACCCAACAGCAACAACAGGCUGAGGCUCUCAGCAAGCAGCGAGCCCAAGCCGCUCAGGCACAAGCCAAUUCUGCGGUUCAAGGUGCAUACGCAUCAAUGAAUACGUCAGCACAGUACCAGCACCAGUCUGGUCACCCACCGUCAGCUCCACCGGUGUAUGCCAACAAUUCUGUGUACGCAGCAGGCGGCAGCCAUGCACCACCAGCGCCUCCGCCGUAUGCAAGCUCGCAGGGUGCGUACGGACAGAUGUCCCAGUCUCAGCCGCCGGCACAGAUGCCUCCAGCCAACUAUGCAGGUGUUCCGCUGCCACAGGGACAGCAGCAACAGCAGCACCAGUCUCAGAAUAAUAUGUAUGCCCAGCAAAGGUCGCGCCAGCGUGCGUCUACCAUGGAGCAACAUCACCAGAGCGGUAUUCCUGCGGCGAUCCAAAGGGUGGCCAGCCACCUGGACCCUAGCCAGCCCAUCCGGCUACAGCCCAGCCCAGCAUACUAUCCCCCUCCAGCUGAUAGCGGUGCCCUCAUGGACAAUGGUGCUAGCCGUAUGGGUCCAAACCGACGAGGCAGUCGUGCACAACAAGGAGGUCGCGGCAACAAUAAGGAUUUUAUCCGCAAUCUAGAGGAGCGCACACUCGAGGAAGGUUUUAUGAGCAGUUCUCAGCAAGGUUCUUGGCAUUGA
Messenger RNA from Pyricularia pennisetigena, 2982 nucleotides. RefSeq lists its product as uncharacterized. NCBI's taxonomy places the organism in Eukaryota, Fungi, Ascomycota, Sordariomycetes, Magnaporthales, Pyriculariaceae. Gene Ontology annotation, molecular function: protein tyrosine kinase activity; protein serine/threonine kinase activity; ATP binding. Gene Ontology annotation, cellular component: nucleus; cytoplasm. Gene Ontology annotation, biological process: peptidyl-serine phosphorylation; peptidyl-threonine phosphorylation. The record is from RefSeq and is a predicted model, not a curated record. Bases 1 to 2982 code for a protein of 993 amino acids. The transcript has 5 exons.